Messenger RNA from Salarias fasciatus (jewelled blenny), 3619 nucleotides. It is a transcript of the gene cdc42ep4b, whose product is annotated as CDC42 effector protein (Rho GTPase binding) 4b. Gene Ontology annotation, biological process: positive regulation of actin filament polymerization; positive regulation of pseudopodium assembly; Rho protein signal transduction. Gene Ontology annotation, cellular component: cytoskeleton; cytoplasm; plasma membrane. Gene Ontology annotation, molecular function: small GTPase binding. NCBI's taxonomy places the organism in Eukaryota, Metazoa, Chordata, Actinopteri, Blenniiformes, Blenniidae. The coding region runs from base 336 to 1358 and encodes 340 amino acids. The transcript has 2 exons. The record is from RefSeq and is a predicted model, not a curated record.
UCUCUAAAGCGAACAAACUGAACCCAGUCUGGAGCUCCAGCACCGGGACCGAGACCAGGACCGGGACCGGGACCGUACCGACGUUUUUCCUCCCAGGACUCUACUCCCCCCGCUUCGCUUUGCGGUCACGGAAAGUUACGAGGAGCGCGGCGCGGAACUUCCGAGGUGAAAGAUUCAACUUCAAGAUGACCUCUGACCUGAAGGACCGGAAUGGCCUCGCACUCUGAGGACUCGUACCUGCUUUGACAACAUAUCUCGCCGUUGCCGAAUAAAUUGGGGACUUUACCGAACUGUCCGCCGUUGAGUUCCGCCUGCAGAUCAGGGAGACCGCCGCCAUGCCGAUUCUCAAGCAGCUGGUGAACAACUCCAACCAGUCGAAGCGCCGGUCCCGGGCCGACCUGACGGCCGAGAUGAUCAGCGCGCCGCUGGGGGACUUCCGCCACACGAUGCACGUGGGGCGAGGAGGCGACGCGUUCGGGGACACGUCGUUUCUCAGCACCCGGUCAGGAGAGCCUCCCAAAGAGCCGGAGCCCAAGCACGGCUCCCCGGGGCCCAAGCCGGGGCUGCUGGCCCGCACCUUCAGGGGCAGCAAGCGGUCCCAGUCCGUCAACCGCGGCGACAAGUACGACUACAACGCCAUGGGGUCCUCCACCGGCUCCUCCCAGUUUGUGAAGAACGCCAUAUCCAUGCCUUACCUGAACGACGAGGGGACGAACCGGGGGAGCACUCUGCCGAAGAGCGUCUCCUCCAGUCCCAUGAAGACCCUGACGGAGGCGGACACCAAGCCGGCGAACGGCGCGGCGGCGGUGGCCACGCUCGACCCGGAGUUCGACGAGCGCAACUUCGGCGAGCUGACGGACCUGCCGCCGUCCAUGCCCCGCGGGAACGGGAUGAAGCACGCCGAGUCCAUGAUGUCCUUCCACAUCGACCUGGGGCCGUCCAUGCUGGGCGACAUCCUGAGCGUGAUGGAGAAGAAGGGCUGGGAGGACGACGACCUCGGCUACGAGGAGGGCAAAGGCAGCGAGGGCCACGGAUCGCCGUCCACGAUCCCCCACAUCGACGACGAGGACGAGGACGCCGCGGUGGAGCGGCCCCCGGCCAGACCGCCGCGCAGCGUGGACCAGCGCGCCGCCGCCGUGGAUCCCUACACCCCCGAGCUCCACGCCAGGGGCAGCCGCCACCGCCACGCCGACAGCUGCUCGCUGUCCAGCUCCGGCUCCGGCGCCGACGACAAGCCGCUCUACCAGCUCCACGACGCCGACACGGACAGCGCCAAGUACAGCUCGCCGCGCGGCGACGACGACAGAGAUUUCACCUUCAUGGACGAGGACGAGGACGACGACGAGAUCCGGGUGUAGACGCCCGGCGGGGACGGUCUGGAAGGACGAGCGGAGACCCGUCGGAUUUCUUUCACACUUUGUUCAACUUCAUAAAAAACCAGUAGAGCCUUUUUCACCGAGCGGCGGCGAAGACGAGCCGAGCGCCCGCCGACGUAGACGGACUCUUGAAGACGGUGGGCGAGACGAGAACUGAAAUCCUGGAGUUGUGAGAAUUACGCGUAAACGGUGACGGUGAAAUUAUAGAGUUCAGUGAGAUUGAGACGCUGACGAAUCGUGGAAGGUUAGACUAAAGCGUUUCCUCCCCGCCUGUGGGAGCGAUCGGUGUGUUGAAUCUGCCAAUAAGAAAGCUGAUAGUGACACUAAACGGAUAAAGUAGUUCUUACUUUUGUAUCAGGGUGAAUUUAAGGGUUUUUUUUUUUUUUUUUUUUUUUUUACACUUCAUUGUUUGUACAUAUCAGGAUCAGGAAGUCAGUCUUUAGUUGUAUUUAAGUCGGGUUAGCUCUUUGUUUUUGCCGCUGUGUCUCAUGGUUGAAAUGAGUUUCUCGUUCACAGAACGCUGUGAUAUUUAUUCACUCCUUUUCAGAAGGGAUGGAUCGCUCGAAAGUCUUAAAGUCUUCUCUUUAGAUCGCUCGCGGUACACAUGGAUUUGGGAAUGUGAUCAUUUCUGCUUUACAAAAAUCACUCGCUUUGGAAAACAAUGCGAGGCCUUGUGUUCGGCGGGUAUUUCCUGUCCCGACAGGACGCGGCACGGCGUGUGGGCGUGUGUGUUGGUGCGCUCACCUUCAUUAUUCCUGCGGUUGGCAGGAUUAGCAGGUCAGCAGAGACGUGUGUUUGAAGGGAGCUGCCUUUACUGUAGAGCUACAGUACCGGAACACGCCUCCUCCGUCAGGACCGGACUUGUCUCUGCUCGGUAGGCGGGCUGCAGGCGCGUCUCAGGAUGGAAUACGUUUGAAUCUAGCAGUCUGCUAGCGCUGGCCCCGUUUACACGCCGUUUUCAACGUCCUGGGUGUCCGUUGACACGGAAAUGGCGCUCACAGCCACUGAAAAUGCGACUUUUUGAAGCAUUUCUUGCACGUUUUGUGUGGUGACGAUGACCAGCAGCACCCCCUAGUGGCCCCGCGUGGUAACAGCGACACCGUUUUCCCACAAGCCGCCGUGUAAACACGAAGCUGUUCUGGAAGCGAAAUGCUGAAAUGCUGCGUUCGGACCUGAAGCCCGGCGGAAGCGGCGCCUGGACCGCUGGUCUGCGUCCAGCUGGAGCUGAUCCAGGAUCAGACGGCGGGGCGUCGCCGUGCAGCCUCGCUCACUCAGCCUCGCUCACUCAGCCUCGCUCACUCAGCCUCGCUCACUCAGCCCUCCAUUAUAAAUUAGACAGAAAGAGGUGUUUUUUUUUCUUUCCUCCUUUCCUAUAUCUGUGAUUAAUGUCUGACCUUUUUUUUUUUGUUUCUGUGUUGGAAAACUAAUUGCCACAUUUGACAAAUGGGAGCUUUGUGUUUCCCGUGGCGGCGGCGGCGUGCACGAGGAAUCGGGAUGCCGCUCCUCUCCGCCUCGGGUUGUUUUAAUGUUUUUUGGACCGACGAGAGCAAGCUGCAGGAAGUCGAGAAGCUGAGCGCGAUCCGGAAGUGAAAUGCCAAGUAUGUGUGAACGUUGGCACCGUGUUUACUCUCUUUACAGCCGCACACUCCUUCAUGUUUUCACGCACGUGGGCCAAAUUUCCGCACGUCUUCCACUGAUGAAACGUUAAAAUGCGUUUCGAUCUGUCGCCCGCGCCGUGUGUCUGUACGUUCAGCGGCCUCUCUUCUGACCCGGCAGCUCGGAGGAGAGAGCAGGAGUUUAGAAGGAAUUAUUGAAAAGUGCAUAUUAAGUUUCAGUCGGAGACUUUCUGGUAAUUGUCUUAACUUUCUGGCGUUUGUUGUGUUUGUCUGUGGGGAAACUCUUUAAGUAGGCCAGAACGAACCAUGUUAAAGAAUUUGCAAAUACUGUCUGCCCCGGGUCUGCUUUAAAGAUUUUUCUCUUCCUGACAGCUGCGGUUUGGUGAGUGGCAAAAAAAGAUAAGGACUGCGAAAAACAACUGGCUCAGAGUUCAGCUGGAGAAUGUUUCUUCUUCCUCUUAGUUCCCCCUUCUCUUUAUUCAGUGGCUGUAGUUUUAUGCACUGUUUUCCUCUUGUUUUCCUUAUUCUGGUUUUACAGUAUAUUAAUAUAUUUACCUCCCUUCACUUUCCUCUCUUUGAAAUAACAGCUAUAUUUUUCAAUAAAAGAGAAAGCUGGUAAUCUUGUAA